AUGACAAGGAUGAAGGGCAGCAGCGUAAGGGUGUGCUUCCGGCUCAUACCGAAGCGGCUGUUCGACCAGCUGCCCGCCAACACGGCGCCCGAGAUCGAGGUGCUGCCGCUCGAGACGCUGGCGCUGCAGGUCCGCGCCGCCGGCUUCGAGCCCGCGGACUUCCUGGCGAGCGCGCCCAGCCCCCCCCCGACCGCGGCCCCGCCGCCAGCCAUGGAUGUCGUCGGAGGCGAUGCGAGCGCCCCGUGCGACAUCAAGCAGCAGUUGUCUGAGCUGGCGGCGCACAUCGACGCGAUCAAGGAUGUCAAACCUGAAGAGGUACAGGGAGCCUGUCGCCAGCUUCGCGAGAAGCAGGCAAGGCUUCGCCAACAGUGGGGGAUGUCCUUUCAGCGCGCGGAGCUGGAGGUCAAGGCUAAACGGCAGCAGGAGCACUUGCAGGAGCUGGAGGGCAAGGUACAGGAGGCGCAGAAGGCUGUGCGUGAGGCCUUCACUGAGCUCAACGGCACCAGAGCGGAGCUGCUGGAGCUGGAAGAGCUGCGGCGAUUGCUCGUUGCGGAAGCCCCUCAGCCUCCAGAGUCACAGAAAUGGAAGCCGCAGUCGCUGGGCCAGGUGCUCGGGUCCAGCACCGAGCUGUCGGUCAAGCAGCUUGGCUCGAUCUUGCAGGGGUUCGGCGCGUCCGAGGCGAUGGCGAAGAACCUUCGCAGCGCGCUCGCGGAGGCGCGGGGCGCCGAGGAGGCAGCAGCGCGAGGCUGA
Molecule: messenger RNA, 750 nt
Organism: Prorocentrum cordatum
Lineage: Eukaryota; Dinophyceae; Prorocentrales; Prorocentraceae
Source: the annotation of a GenBank genome assembly